AAAUCACAAAUUCUUCCUAACCAACUAAAACAUUACACAAUCCUCUUAAAACAACAGCAUAACCAGAGUAUACGGACUCUGAGCAUAACCAUUCGCACAUUGCGUCACGCUUCAUUUCAUUCUGUAUUGCGAUUUUGCACGCUGUACAUUAAAUAAAUAACAUCGUCAAGAAAUUAAAAUGGAAAAGGUCAAGUUUGAGAUGGAAGAAAUGAUUCAACUCUGGUUGCGUGACAAGAAUGAUGAUCACAAAAUACUAAAAUGUGCUCAACAAAUUGAAAAUAGAGAACAGACGAUCGGUGACCUUGUUACAGCAUUGGGGCCACACCUAACGAACAAGGAUACUAAAAUAAGAAUAGAUGCCUGCACUUUAUUAUCAAAUGUCAUCCAUAAAUUGCCAAAGGACUGCCUAAAUCAGGGUGAACUUGAAUCUCUAGUUCAGUUUUUAUGCAGCAGGCUAGAAGAUCAUUACACCCUGCAACCUGUAGCGUUAAGUUUGCUGUUACAACUCAGUUCUGCUGACAAUUUAACCGGCGAAAAUGCAUGUAGCAUAAUAACGUCAGUGUUUAAAGAAGUGCACAUUCAAACAUGCAUGCAACAUGACCGAUUAAAAAUAUUCCAAAUUCUUGGAACUCUCUUAGACAUUCACACCAAAGAUGUAAUUACAAUGGGCAGAGACUUUUUGUACCAAUAUAUCCAAGUAAUUGAUGGUGAACAAGACCCAAGAAAUCUCCUCACCAUUUUUCAACUGACUAAGAACCUAAUUGAAAGCAGUUUCCCACUUUUUGACCUGGUUGAGGAAUUGUUUGAUGUCUCUUCUUGCUAUUUUCCUAUAGAUUUUAACCCUGCAGCCGCUGGAAAGAAAUCCACUAUUACUAACCUUGACCUAGUAUCUUCCCUACGUGGUGUUCUUGCUUCUACCAAGCAAUUUGCCCAGUACUGUAUCCCGUUAAUGCUUGAAAAAUUGGAAUCUGACGUUGAAAGUGCAAAAAUAGAUUCGUUAGAAACUCUUACUGCUUGUCUUGGCUGUUACGGAAAACAAGAGCUUGAAAAAUAUCUAAGUUCGCUUUGGUCUGAUGUAAAACGUGAGAUAAACCAGUCUUCAUCUGAGCAGAUCGAAAAAUGUUGUCUCACUUUUUUGACUUCACUUCUAUCAAACUUGUCAAGCUGGCCAGUUGAUCAAAAGAGUGAAAAAGCCACUGAUUUGAAAUCCUUUUUGGAUGAUGUAUUAGAAGAUUGCGUGCCAAGAUUGCAGGCACAAAGUGAUGACAGAUCAAAAUGGAUGGCAGGCCAUGUUGUACUUGCAUGCGCAAAAUCUUCCAAAAAAGCUUGUUCUCAAAUCGUGACCACAGUUUUGCCAAUUUUGUUGCAAAACGCGCAAUCGAAAAGUGCUUCAACAACACUGGCUGGACAAAGCGUUCAACAAUCUGCCCUUGAUAACCUUGUUAAACUAACAGCAGUUUGUGGACAGUUUAAUUUUGAAAAUCACCCAGUUUUGAAAAAGAAAGAAGAAUUUUUUACAAUUUUAAAUGAACUUGCUUUAAAAAGUGAAAUUGAAGAACAACUAAAAUGUAUUGCUGUGGCUGGCUUUGCUUCUUUAUUAAAACUUGAAAUCCUAUCAAAUGUUGAAUUAACGGAGAUAGCAUCCCUGUUGUUGAAGAUGAUCAAAUUGAAACCAGAGUCUCAUCUUCGAGGGGAAGUUUUAUCAGUUGCUGGUUACCUCUCCUCCCAACAUCCGGAUGUUGCGAAGUCUCAUCUGAUCCCUUGUGUGAUGAGGAGGAUGGAAGAAGGAGAUGACUCAUGCUUCGAUGUCCUUGCUUCCGUGUGCACACAUUUUGAUGUCUUGAAAUUGGUUCUGGGUUUUAUUAUGGAACGCAUAGUGAAUACUCAAGUAGAUGAAACAAGCGAGCCAUUGCUGCAUGCUUGCCUUGAAUCUCUGCAGAAAAUGACCAGCAGUAGUUGGGUAGGAAACACUGAGAUUGAGUACAUGGCAUUAAACUUGGUGUUGCCGCUACUGAAACGGUGUAUUGAGGUAACACUGGAGCUUUCGGUUCCAGAGCAGUGUUGCGCGAAUUGUCACAUAUUUGAGGACGUUUCUAAAGAAUGUGCAUCACUGCCAAUUCUAAAGUCUGCGGCUAUUGUUAUUCGGAAUGUGUGUCAGAAACUAAAACCUGGAAAAUCAACUGAUCUUGUCAUUCAAUUAAUCGCGUCUUUGUAUAACAAUAGUAAACUGAGCUCGCUUGAUAUCAAAUCAGAUGUUCAUUUUACCCCGUUUCACCCCAAAGCUUCUCCAUUACAAACAAGAACUUUAUGCUUUCUUCCCGCCACUAUAUGUGCCCUCCAUCCAAAUAUUGAAAUACCUGAACUGGCUGAGUUGGAGACAAAGUUGCUAAAUACCUGCUUGCAUUGUACUGACCAACCAAGUUAUGUAUUUGCAGCUAAAGCUUUGUCAGGUCUGGUGAAUAAGUACAAGAAACCAUCAAUCCCAAUACUAGAAAAGUUAAAAUCCCAUUUUGACACUGACCCAAAUUGGAGUUUAAAAUCAGAAGAAGAAAAAAUGAUGAUUCUUACUCUUCUGAUAUGGAUAUGCAAAGCUCUGGUGUUAUCCAACCAUCCGGACUCUUUGAUCUUUAUCAAAAAUCUUCUCUACUGGAUGGGAGAUGAUUCAGUAGGAGAGGUUGCUGCAGCGGGGUUUGAUAUUAUUCUAAGGGAGUCAAAUGAGGUCCUCUCGCCAUCCUCCCACUCCACCAUCCGCUUGAUGCACAAACAACGAUUCUUCCUCCUUAUUAUCCCGGAGAUUGUCUCCUCUUUUAAAACUUCCGAGAACAAAACGCAACAAACGAACAUUCUUACCGCUCUCUCACACUUAAUAGGACAUCUACCCAAGCAGGUGUUAAUGCAACAUUUCACGGAGUUGCUUCCCUUGCUCACACAAGCUUUGCACACGGACAAUACUCAACUCUUAAAGUCUGUGCUUUCCACUUUGUUCUGCUUCAUACAGGAUACCACCGAAGCCAUGACAGCACACCUGGAAAACUUGAUGAAACAUUUUCUGAGGUUAAGCAAAUUUAAACAGGAUAUAGAUGUUAGAGUAAAGGCAGUUCAAUGUAUUGGAGUUGUAACAUUACUUCCGCCAAUCGUCAUCUUGCCUUUCAAAAAUGACAUCGUUCGUCACUUGGUGUCAGUAUUGGACGAUCGAAAACGUGAUGUCCGAACGGAAGCUUCAAAAGCUCGUUCUGAAUGGUUUCUCGUCGGAACUUGAUUUUGAGCUUUGUCUACUUUAUUAGGAAGAAGGGUCUGUUAUGGUUAACUAUGCUGCAAAUAUAAGGUGCCAUAUUACAAGUAUUGGUCUGGGGGUUGAGCAGAGUGCUUUUUACAAACUGCCCAAAAUUUCUUGUAUAUUUCUCUCUUAAAUAAGUACAUGUCCAUUCUUUAUUGAUUUUUUUCAUAACUCGCAUUAUACUGAAAUUUUUCGCAUUCGGAUGUCUCAAAAUUUUUCAUAACUCGCAUUACACUGAAAUGUUUCGCAUUCGGAUGUUUCAAAAUUCAUUCAAAUUUUAUGACAAUAAUCGUGUAUUCACAUCACAAUUCAAGAGAAUAAAUAUCUCACAAUAGGAA
Molecule: messenger RNA, 3615 nt
Organism: Ciona intestinalis (vase tunicate)
Lineage: Eukaryota; Metazoa; Chordata; Ascidiacea; Phlebobranchia; Cionidae
Source: RefSeq, a predicted model, not a curated record